UUAUAUCAGUUUAAACAUUGGCUUAUCGUCGAAUUGGUUUUAUUUAAUUUGUCAAAAACAAAAAUAAAUGAAAUUAAUAUUACAAUAAUUUCUGGGAUUUCGUAAUCAACAAAAUAUUUUACAUAAUUUCGUAUAAUAUUAAUAUGAACAUCACAAUUAUGACUAAGAUUACAUGUCUGUACUUCUAUUGAUGUAUAUAUAUACAUUUGAUAUGUAUAUGUAUGGUUAUGGUUCAUUAGACAUUUUUUGAAUGCACAGGGAGUCUACAAUUUGGGGGGUUUCCGAACCUCACAUGGACCUAGAAUCUUUUCUAGUUGAUACGUAUGUUCAAGAACUACCAUGAAUCAAUAACUAGUGACAUUAAACAAUCGGUGGCCUGCUGGUGGCUUUCCUUUUCCAUGAGUCCAUCAGGAGCACGAACAGUCGCGACCACUGCCAUGACGGUGCACAUAGGUAAACUUCUACCUGUGUAUGUAUCUAACAUAUACAUACUGCUCAUUCUUUUAUUCAGCGCAUUUGCAGCAUUUUUAGUGCAUGUGUUCAAUUAUUAAGCUUACUGUCAACAUGCUUAAGGUGUGCUUUCAGCGCACUAGCAGCACCUCCCGACCAUGCUGAAAAUAGUGCUUACAAGAAGGACGCCUCCGUGGAAAAGUAUCUUUUUCGACUACCAAAUAAAAAUCAAUUUUUUGCUAUUUUAAAUGAGCAGAUUUUUAAUUCCUUUGCUUCAAGUAAGUAUCUUUUUAAUACGUGUAUAAUAGUAAAACGAAAUAUAAAAAUCUAUUAUUAUUAUUAUUUCUGUUUAUGAAGUAAAACCAGUGUUUCUCAACCUCUAAUGAAUCGUCGCCCCCUUCAAUGUAGUAUUGCCCCCUUCACUACAAAAUUUCGAUGCUGAGGGCCAAGACUAACGCCAAAUUCGUACUGCAAUGAAUAGAAUAAUGACUAGUAUAACAUCAUUUAUUUAAUUAUUGUACGAUAUAACGAAUAAAAGAUCUAAUUAUUCUUAAUAUAAUGUUUUACUAUAUCGCCCAGAAAAUUGUUUUUUGCCCCCCAAAAUAUAAAUUGUUUGUUAUCGCCCCCUCAACAUGGAAAAACGCCCACAUGGGGGCGAUAUCGCCCCGUUGAGAAACACUGAGUCAAACCUACGGUCAAAAGUGGGUUUAUGAAAUACAGUUUUUAUUAUUUAUUUACAGAUUCUAGCAGUCUAUUGCAAUAUUUGAAAGACAAAUUUUGCCUUCUGAAGUAAUUUAUUCUCAUUAAAUCAUAUAAUAAUACAUAAAGUGUUAACGGAAAGUAAGGAUACCAUAGAAGUUGAUAAUGGAAUAGAAGUCACAUUUAAUGACAUGCAUCAUGGCACAAAAUAAUGUGAACCAAAAGAAUCUGUGGAGCAAGUGUGGAUAGAAAGUGCAACAAAAUUACUAAUUUCUCAGUGCAUAGAGUUGGAAAAAGAAUUUUGUACGCCUGCAAUAAAAAAGAAAAUAUGGAACAAAAUAUCAGGCAUUAUGUGUGAAAAAGGACAUUCUUUCACUGGUGUAGGAAAAUCAUCUUUAGUAAAUCUCAUUUCACAUCAAGUUCCAAUUAAAACUCCAUAUUGGACAGUUGGAUGUGCAAUUGAAGUAAAACUUCAUGAAUAUAAAGAAGGUACUCCUUCACAGAAAACAUAUUUUCUUGAAUUAUGGGAUAUUGGUGGUUCUAGUUCCCAUGAGAAUAGCAGAGCAGUUUUCUAUAAUGCAUUUCAUGCUCCAGAAAGUUCUUAUAGAGGAAAAGAUAAAAUUAUGGCAUUUUAUUAUUACAAAGAUCUGCAGAAACAGCUGGAAGAGAGAAAAGUUGUUGCAUAUGUAUAUGAAUAUGAUCCAGAACAAUUUGUUGAUAAUCAGAUUCCUAUUCUUGUAAUAGGAACAAAACAGGAUCUUGUUCCACAAGUUCUUACUUCAGAGAGAAUAAGUCGUAUCUCAUCUGUUGCUGAGGAAUGUGGAGCAGAUGAAAUAACAGUGGACAAUCAUCAAGCAAAAUCAUUUGCUCCUGGAUCUAGUAAUGCUGUAAAACUUAGUAGAUUUUUUGAUAAAGUCAUUGAAAGACGAUAUCACAGUCAAAGUGGAGGACAGUUAUCAGCUGCAUUAGACAGAAGAAGAAAUUAUGCUUUUCAGACAAAACUCAUUCAUACUGACUAAUAUAAAUACUAUAUAGGAAAAUUCUAGUAAUCAAAUUUCUAAAGUAAAAAAAAAUUUAAUAAUUAUAUACAAUAAAUUAUAUAUAGCUACAGUUAUUUAUAUAAGGGUUAUAAGUGUCAAUGAUUAUCAUUUAUCUUUAGAACAAACAUUUUAUUUGAUUAAACAGAAUUUAUAUGACAAAGAUAUACUAGAAAAACUGCAUAUUUUCAAACUAUAUAUUUAUUUUAUUAAAAAAUGCAUU
Messenger RNA from Centruroides sculpturatus (bark scorpion), 2409 nucleotides. RefSeq names its product rab-like protein 3. The transcript has 9 exons. The record is from RefSeq and is a predicted model, not a curated record. Lineage: Eukaryota; Metazoa; Arthropoda; Arachnida; Scorpiones; Buthidae. The coding region runs from base 1500 to 2168 and encodes 222 amino acids.